UGUGGUGUUGAGAGUUGACUCGUGGGGUAAUUAGGAGUAGAUAGUCUUCAUACUCUCCCGAAAUUACAAAAGGCCUUACUUUAUAUGAGUGCAUCUUUUUCAUCAAAUAUGGUACCAUUUUUCUUUGAAAUUCCAGCUCGCCGUAAUAUGUUUACCGAGCUUUUUGACUCUCAUAUACUUCUUUCUUUUGCUAAAAUUGACCAAACUUUGAUAAGAAAGCAAAAAAGCAGGCCACGUAAGACGCCUAAUAUGGAAUAACUUCUUCUAGUUCUAGUCAAAAUGAGAGUGAAGCAAUAUUAUUUGUUAUGCCAUUCACAGUUUCACUAUAUUCUACUCGGUAGUUGACUCAUCACCACCAACCUAGCUCUUUCCAGUACUAUCAUGUCCACAUAAAUUCUUAGUACUAGAUUUAGAACCUAUAAUUAAUCAGAUCUUUUUAAUAAGUCCUUCACUACACUACCAACAGUACCAACGUCUUAAGAAUCUAAAUUUAGAUAAAUUCUCCUACUUUUGAUCAUGAAAACCUUACUCAUUUUCAUCAUUCUCUUAUUUCUAAUCAGUAUAGUCAAAGUUUCAAGCACCUCAAGAGUAGUACCCCAUAAUUCCAAACUGAAUAUUUCUAAAACCAAUCCUCCUAUUCCUUCCACCACCCAACAACCCAAAAACUGCAACAAGGUCAAAACAGUAAAAUUAUAUAAACCCAUCGCUCUUGCUUCCUCAGCAACUCUAUUAGCAAUAUUCUUCUUUCUUCUGGGUUUUACUAUGUUCUGGAGACUAAGAAGAAAAACUCAUCAUCAGCAGAUAAUAAAAAACGACGAAGAGAAAGCAUCUCUGUCUCCUAGAGUUGUCGUAACUGUGAAGAAUCAACAACACUGCCGUCGUUUUACCCUCGACGAGAUUCGAUCCGCAACCAACAACUUCGACCCCGAUCUCAAAAUCGGAGACGGUGGGUACGGAAGAGUUUACAAGGGUUACAUAGACAACGACAAAGAAAAUCCAGUGGCGAUCAAAGUGUUGAAGUUGAAAUCAACCUCAACUUCAACGUCGUUGAUCCAGGAAAUUCAUGCGUUUUGGCUCGAAAUCGAAACGAUUUCGAAACUCCGUCACUCUCAUUUGGUCUCUCUGAUUGGUUACUGUGAUGAUGAACGGUUCAUGAUCAUAGUUUAUAAAUACAUGGCACACGGAACACUCCGCGAUCAUCUUUACGGAACCGGUGGUCACGAAUCGAUUUUGACAUGGAAAGAGAGGUUAGAGAUCUGUAUAGGCGCGGCUCGUGGAUUGGCUUACCUUCAUUCAGCGACUGAGCGUGGGAUCAUCCACCGUGACGUAAAGACUAACAAUAUUCUUCUAGACGAGAAUUGGGUUGCGAAGGUUUCGGACUUUGGGCUUUCGAGAAUGGGCCCAAUAAGCCCAUCAAAAAGCCAUGUUACUACAACAGAUGCGAGUGGGACUUUUGGGUACUUGGACCCAGAAUACUUUCGAACUAGACAUCUCAAUGCUAAAUCUGAUGUGUAUGGAUUUGGGGUUGUGCUUUUUGAAGUAUUGUGUGGUAGAGCAGCUGUGGAUAUGAGCCUUGAUGAAGAACAACAGAGCUUGGCCCAAUGGGCUCAGUAUAAUGUGAAGAAUGGGACGCUUGAUCAAAUGGUGGAUGAGAAUUUGAGGGGUGAGAUUAGGCCAGAGUGUUUGAAGGUCUAUGGUAAGAUAGCUAAUAGAUGCUUGCGUAGUGAAAGGAAGCGACGGCCCACGAUGGCUGAUGUGUUGAAGGCUCUUGAGAUUGCACAGAGGGUGCAGGAAGGUGAUCCUGCAGCCGUGGAGGAGGGGAUUAAAAUUAGUGAGUCUAAUAGCAUUGAGGAAAAAAUUUCAUGUUGGGGUGGUGGAAAUCAGGUGGAUCUAAGCCCACCGUGUAAGGAUAUUAUGGUGAAUUCUUGUCCAACAGUACUUUGCGAGAAAACAAAGUCUCAGAAAAUGUUAGUGAGAUUUUUUAGUGAGAAGGCGGGGUUUAAAUGGGCCAUGCAACCAAGUUCUCGUGCUUUGAUUAAGGCUUUGUGUUUCAAGUGUUCGCAUACACUUAAGGAUCGUAGUGAAAGGAAAUAUGACCCUGUCUUAUAAUUCCCAUUGUAACUGAAUAGUGAAAAUUAAAUUGUUGAUACUUGAUCGUAUAAAUUAAA
Cannabis sativa is the source of this 2168-nucleotide messenger RNA. RefSeq names its product receptor-like protein kinase ANXUR2. Gene Ontology annotation, cellular component: plasma membrane; plasmodesma. The record is from RefSeq and is a predicted model, not a curated record. Gene Ontology annotation, molecular function: ATP binding; transmembrane receptor protein tyrosine kinase activity. NCBI's taxonomy places the organism in Eukaryota, Viridiplantae, Streptophyta, Magnoliopsida, Rosales, Cannabaceae. The transcript has a single exon. Gene Ontology annotation, biological process: protein autophosphorylation. Bases 517 to 2109 code for a protein of 530 amino acids.